Ostertagia ostertagi is the source of this 216-nucleotide messenger RNA. NCBI's taxonomy places the organism in Eukaryota, Metazoa, Nematoda, Chromadorea, Rhabditida, Trichostrongylidae. The record is from the annotation of a GenBank genome assembly.
AUGCUGGUAAGAACGGUCGUGAUCCAGUAUCCACCCGUUUCUGGAGAUAGUGUUCCUCAGCGGUCGAUGGAAAUGUUUCAAAGAUACUCCGAAACUGUUGUUAAUGUGAAGGAAUGCAGUGUACCACCUCAUCCAAAUGAAAGGUACUAUUCCAAGAUGUUAGCUCACAUCUCAUCAUGGGAUUUCUCGUCGCAGUGGAUGCUGAAGACGAACUGA